Molecule: messenger RNA, 3154 nt
Organism: Engraulis encrasicolus (European anchovy)
Lineage: Eukaryota; Metazoa; Chordata; Actinopteri; Clupeiformes; Engraulidae
Gene: arsj
Product: arylsulfatase family, member J
Exons: 5
Coding region: 616-2322 (568 amino acids)
Source: RefSeq, a predicted model, not a curated record
CUGAGAAUGCUGAGACAGAACAUGACCAGAGGGAUCAUCCCACUCCACGUUCGUUCUUUUGGUUACAUCCAUGGAACACUUAGCGCAACUCCAAAUUUCGGAAGCAUUGUGGUUAUUAUUCCACUCAGAAAAUGUUGAACAUGUUUGUUAGUAGGCUACAGGAUGGAUCACUGUCAUUGGGAUACGAUGAUAACCAACUUUAGAGGAAUCUACCGCUGUUGAGGGGAAGUGUCCAUUAGCCGAGAUCUGUGUAAAAACAACUGGAUUGGGUUAACAUUUGGUCUCACAGCGGUUUUGAUUCGGUGUCCUUAUUUCAUGUGUUCGUUUUCAUUAAGAGCUUGACUCAAGAAGAGGUGGAACUCAGCGACCGCGGCACGUUGGACAAUGCGAACCCGAUUUCCAAGCGCUUCUGUUGCGCCCGCGAGAAAGCGAGCGGACCAUCUACAUGCAACGCUUCAUGGUCUGUUGCCACAAUGACAACACAUGGCGAUAUUCGGGGCUGUGCGCAUUAUCAAUGGUGACAUAGCCUAUCUGUCUGGUUUACGGAGAGUGUCUGUCUAUUAGUACCUCUAGAGCUCACGACUUCACAUUAGAGAAACACCGGGGGUUGCCAAGAUGUUUGCUUUGGAGGUGCUUUUUACUUCCUUAUCGGUGCUUAGUUGUGUUGUGGGCAGUUAUUCAUCCUGGGGAAAUCUUAACGCGAAACUACCGAAUCAUGUCAACAACGUGGACAAAACUUCAUCCCAACCGCACAUCAUUUUCGUCAUGGUCGACGAUCAGGGGUUCCGCGACGUGGGGUAUCACGGAUCAGAAAUCAAGACCCCGGCGAUAGACAGGCUUGCCGCCACUGGCGUGAAGUUGGAGAAUUAUUACGUGCAGCCGCUGUGCAGCCCCUCCCGGAGUCAACUUAUGACUGGCAGGUACCAGAUCCACACGGGGCUCCAGCACUCCGUGAUUCGGCCCACGCAGCCCAACUGCCUGCCCGUGGAGAACAUCACCAUGCCCCAGAAGCUGCGAGAGGCCGGCUACGCCACCCACAUGGUGGGCAAAUGGCACCUGGGCUUCUACAAGCGCGGCUGCAUGCCAACCCAGCGUGGCUUCGACACUUUCUUCGGCUCGUUGCUGGGCAGCGGUGACUACUACAGCCACUACAAGUGCGAUGGGCCCGGCAUGUGUGGUUACGACCUCCACGAGGGAGAGGAAGCAGCCUGGGAGCAGGACCGUGGGGACUACUCCACACUGAUGUUCACCCAGAAGGCCAUCCGCAUCUUGGCCACCCACGAUCCUCAGCGCAAGCCCCUCUUCCUGUACCUGGCCUACCAGGCGGUGCACUCGCCUCUCCAGGUGCCUGCGCGAUACGUGGAGCGCUACAAAUCCAUCCCCAACCUGCACCGCCGCAAGUACGCCGCCAUGGUCAGCUGCCUGGACGAGGCCAUGCACAACCUGACCAUGGCGCUCAAGCGCUAUGGCUACUACCACAACACGGUGAUGGUCUACUCUUCCGACAACGGCGGACAGCCCAUGGCCGGGGGCAGCAACUGGCCCUUGAGGGGCAGCAAAGGCACCCUGUGGGAAGGCGGGAUCCGGGCGGUGGGGUUUGUGCACAGCCCGCUGCUGAUGAAGAAGGGCACCCGCUGCAACGGCCUGGUGCAUAUCACCGACUGGUACCCGACGCUGGUGACCCUCGCCGGGGGCUCGCUGGGUGAAGGCCAGAACUUGGACGGCUUCGACGUGUGGGAGACCAUCAGCGAGGGCCGACCGUCGCCGCGCCGGGAGAUCCUGCACAACAUCGACCCGAUCUACAUCCGCGCCAAGAACGGCUCGUGGAAGGCCGGCUACGGGAUCUGGGACACGUCGGUGCAGGCAGCGCUGCGCGCGGGCCACUGGAAGCUGCUGACGGGCGUUCCGGGCUACGGCGACUGGAUACCGCCGCAGACCUUCUCCAGCGCGCUGCUGUCCAAGCGCUGGCAGAGCGAGCGUGUGCAGUCGGACCGCGGGCAGACGGUGUGGCUGUUUAACAUUAGCGCCGACCCGUAUGAGAGGCUGGACCUGAGCCGGCAGUAUCCGCACGUGGUUAAGAAGAUGCUAAUGAGGCUAGCGAGGUAUAAUCGGACCGCUGUGCCGGUACGCUACCCAGCUAAGGAUUACCGAUCGAACCCGCAAUAUAACGGAGGCGUGUGGGGCCCCUGGUUCCUGGACGAGGAAGACGAAGAGGAGGAGGAGGAGGAAGAGGACAACAAUAACGUGUUCAGUAAUCAUUUAGGCCAGACGAAGCGGAAAGGGAAAAUGUGGAGGAAAAGCAAGCUCCGGAGGAAGGGGUGAGAAAGGGCUGUUCUGUCAAAACGAGCUGCUUUGUCUGCUUUUGUUGUUGACAUAACCCAAAACCAAAACCCCUAUCCAACCCUAUCCACUGACCAAAGGACUGGCUUGAAGGUCAGCUCGAUGGCUCGGCCAUAUUGACAGGACACGGACAGGAUUAAUAGCAUCUCCAAGGGUUUUAUUUUUGCCCCUCCUCCUUUUUUCCCAGUGAAGUCUCAGAAUCUCAGGGAAUGAGACAGACUCUGUUGUCUCUGUUGCUAGUUUGGUCGCCUCCACUGAUGUUGAAUUUUUAAUCGACUUUUGUAUCACGUUUUCUACGUCGAUCGCCGACAAUGUUCCCCCUCCCGGGAGGAGGACAAAGUGAGCCACUUUAAACACUACUGUUUUUGCCCUCCCCGACAAACCUCAGACUGUGUGUUGUGGAUGGGCUGAGAUGACAUUAAGAGUUUAUUUGUUGUCUUUAUUUCGAUGCAUGCUUGAAUUUUAUUUCAGUGAAUCAGAGUCUUAAUGCAUUUCUUGUAUAGUUUAGAUAUUAUAGGCAACAAAGUAGAAUCUUAUUCAAGAUUUUUGGAACAGACGGAGCCAAACGUUUGGCUGGACUUAAAAGAGUUAUAUUCAAAUGACUUUUUAAAAGCUUGAAAAUGUUUUUUUAUCAGCCAUGGUGCAUUAAAGAUGUUGAAUUUUCAUGUUACUGUAAAACUCUGAGAGAAAUAAGUGUCCGAGUACCAAAAGACCUCAGAAGACAGCUCAGUGGACAAGAAUCUUUGAACCCACAUAUGUACAUGGAUGAUCUCUCUCUCUCUCUCUCUCUCUCUCUCUCUCUCUCUCUCUCUCU